AUGCCUUUUAAAAAGAUUAAUAUCCGCAAUAGUUUACGACGUUUUGGCCAACGGCGUAAAAAUGACAGUGAAAAUUGCAGCCCUCCAGAUGCCAAUGGACGACGUGACAGCAUUAAUCCACCUGAAGAGAAUUAUUUCGCCAUUUAUGUUCAUAUGUUAAACGAUGAAAUUUGCAAAUUCGAAAUUGAGAAUAAUGCCACUGGUCAUCACUGCAUGGCUAAAGUAGCUGAAUCUUUGGAGUUAGAAGAACUCGUUUUUCUCCACUUACUUUCCAAUAUCAAUGACUCAAAAGUCCAAAAUACCUUAUCAUGGUGGUGCUGUAUUAUCCAACGUUAUCAUCGAUAA
This is a messenger RNA of Trichoplax adhaerens, 345 nucleotides long. RefSeq lists its product as uncharacterized. Bases 1 to 345 code for a protein of 114 amino acids. The record is from RefSeq and is a predicted model, not a curated record. Lineage: Eukaryota; Metazoa; Placozoa; Uniplacotomia; Trichoplacea; Trichoplacidae. Gene Ontology annotation, cellular component: cytoskeleton. The transcript has 2 exons.